Molecule: messenger RNA, 1068 nt
Organism: Punica granatum (pomegranate)
Lineage: Eukaryota; Viridiplantae; Streptophyta; Magnoliopsida; Myrtales; Lythraceae
Source: RefSeq, a predicted model, not a curated record
AUGGCAGAAGAGAACCAAAUCGAUGUUCCUGAGGAGGUCACUCCACCAAUUCUGGCUCAUUCUCAACCACCCUUGACACAUGCCCCGCCACCUCUAACUCCCAUAGGCAUACCAUCGGCGUACUCAGGUGCUCCCUCGGUACAUCUCCCACCGCGGGCAUCUUCAGGCACGCCCCUGGUGUACUCAGGGGCACCCCUUCCACAAGUCCCACCACCAGCAGUGCAAGCAUCAUCUACCUUCGACGACCAUGCGCGCAUUGCAGUACUUGAAGGCACGGUUAACCAACUAGCUGCUAACAUGGCCACUAACAUGGCCGAACUAUUUGCUCUAUUUAGGGGGCCAAAUCGUGCUUCAUCGAGCUCCACCCCACCUUCAGGGCAAGAGCCAAUGGUCGACCCCACCCCUUGGAUCCCGCCGACCCAUGCUCCAGAAAGCGUUGAUGCGCCCGCCCUACCAACAACACACGCGUCGGCGGUUUACCCGGUUACUAUUUCUCUGCCGCCGCCACCGGCCCCUACAACCGUCCCUCUUCCACUGGCGGCAUUCUUGACAUCGGACCAGACCAUGUCUGCGCCACCGCCUGUUUCCAUGCCGGUCCCGGCCCCUAUCUAUACCGCUCCCCCGCCGAUGGUCUUCCCGGCAUCGACGACCUUUGCUCCUGCUCACAUCACUGAAUCCUUCCCUUUCCCAACUCCACAACCGAAUAUUAGCCUCCCCUACCAUGCUCCACCGCCCCUGAACAUCCCAUUCCCUGAAUCGGGCACACCGAUCCAUGCGGCCCCCGUGGCUCCACUCAUGAACUUUCUCCUGCAAGAGGAGACAGAGCAAGAGCGUAGGAUGAAGAAGAUGGAGGAAACGAUAAAGGCCCUACAAGUAAAGGAGACCCACCCCAACAUGGGCUAUGGUGACUGGAGCCUCUUCCCGGGCAUGCGUCUACCCCCAAAGUUUAAGAUCCUCGAAUUCACGACGUAUGAGGGUACAAAAGACCCCCGACACCACCUCCGUCACUACCGGGGAAAAAUGCUGCAAUACUGGGAUUACGAGGAGUUCAUCAUCCAUACAUUCUAG